GUCUGGAUCUUCGGGGACAUCGUUAAGUGAUGAUGAGAGCAGUGAUGAUGAGGAGGCCCCUGCCAAGGUUGGAGUCAUAUCCUUAGACACUAGCAUGCUGGAAUCCUUGCAUGCCCUGGGGUCCUUGGAAGAGAAGAAUGUAAUGAAGGCAUUGGACAAUGCAUAUGUGCUUGCCCGCAAGAGGGGGUGCAAUCUCCCCAAAGAGUCUGUUCGCAAUUGGCACGAGCUAAUGCCACAUGUGGCCAGUCUGAAGAAUGCCUACAGGGACCGGCCACCUCCUCGUCGCAGACGUGAAGAUGAUGAUGAGGAAGAGCCUGCUGAGAUGAAGUUCUUCCGGGAGAAGGUGAUGGAAUGGUUAUUGAGGAGACAGUACCCCGAAGACUCCGCCAAGCUGGCCGAUCUAGAGAUGUGGUGGUAUACCACCACGGCCCGAGAACUGGGCCAUGUGACCUCGGAGAAGCAAUCACCAAGCGCCAUCGACUUCCUAGCAACAAUGCAGGAGGCUGUGCAGCUGGAGAAGCGGUUGGCUUCCAAGACUUCAUCUAGCAAGGCGUUGAAGGACCUGUUGAAUUCUUCGAUUGCCCAGUACAACAAGUUGGUGACGAAGAAGGAGCAUCGCAUUGAUGGGCGGAAAAAAAUCAUGGUGUAUAACCUGCUGAGAGCUCCCACUGGCUUUCAUCAGACCAAGACGGAAAAGGUGGAAAAAUCUGAGGGGGAUGUAAAGAUGGAGAGCAAAGAAGAGGACUCCAGCAUGGACAGCGAUGCGGACGAGGAUGAGGAGGGCGAUGGCGAGAUCAAAGAAGAUGCUGAAGUCCGCGAUGGCUCCGUGUACGGGAAAAGAGAUGGCUAUUUGGCUGGGCUGGCAGUGACCAGCAGCACAAAGAACAACAUCUUCAAGAACACCAAGGGCUGGAAAUCGGGCGCCAUCCAUGGAGUGGAGAUGCUUCCGCGGGGCUCGAUGCAAAAGCCUCCUGAAGUUGCAGGUGGCACAUCGAUCAUCCACACUUCUUUGGAAAGCUUCCUGCCCAAAACGGUGGCCACGGUGGUGUUGAUUGAUUGUCAUGCAUACGAUGCUUGGCCAGGCUUGGCAACCUUGGAGGCAGCAUCACAAGGGACGCGGAUGAUCUGCGGCACAAUCUGCUUGGAUAUUGGAAGCGAGGCCAUUACAAAGAAGCUUGCAUCUCGCAUCUACGAGGAUGCUCGCAGCGGUGCGCUGGAGCUGCCUAAUUUUCCGCAGUUUGCCCCUCUGGUGGCAGCAAUGAAGGAUGAUGUCAAAGCAACCUCCCACCGUGAGUAUCAUGUGUGUGUGCAGCGCCAAAGUGCCCUGGCCAUCCUGGAAAGCUACGCCUCGAAGUUUAUGGAUUCAUCCGUGACAAAGGAUGAAGCUGUCGCUGCAAUUGAAGCCCACAAUGAAAAGUACAACCCCGAUGGUGAGUUUUGGGUGGAGACCGCCAGGACUGGAUCAGGGGUUUUGUAA
This is a messenger RNA of Durusdinium trenchii, 1477 nucleotides long. The record is from the annotation of a GenBank genome assembly. NCBI's taxonomy places the organism in Eukaryota, Dinophyceae, Suessiales, Symbiodiniaceae.